This is a messenger RNA of Jaculus jaculus (lesser Egyptian jerboa), 315 nucleotides long. It is a transcript of the gene Pate2, whose product is annotated as prostate and testis expressed 2. The transcript is spliced from 4 exons. The coding region runs from base 1 to 315 and encodes 104 amino acids. NCBI's taxonomy places the organism in Eukaryota, Metazoa, Chordata, Mammalia, Rodentia, Dipodidae. The record is from RefSeq and is a predicted model, not a curated record.
AUGGUUAGUUAUGAGGUGAUCAAUGGUGAGCUUCAUAUCCCCAAAGAAGCUAUUGGAACAUUGUGCUAUAAAUGUAAUAUUUAUCAUCUUGGAUCAUGCUAUGAAGUCAUGACAUCCUGCACACUGAAGUAUAAACAACUCUGUGCUGUUGAGAACUUUUAUAUACUCACAAAGAAAGGACAGAGCAUGUAUCAUUAUUCAAGACUGUCAUGUAUGACCAACUGUGAGGCCAUCAACUUCUUGGGUUUUGAAAAGAGGACAGAGCUUCUCUGUUGCAAUCAUAGAAACUAUUGCAACCUCCCGGUGGGACUCUAG